Molecule: messenger RNA, 1012 nt
Organism: Clarias gariepinus (North African catfish)
Lineage: Eukaryota; Metazoa; Chordata; Actinopteri; Siluriformes; Clariidae
Gene: exosc7
Product: exosome component 7
Exons: 8
Coding region: 76-951 (291 amino acids)
Biological process (GO): nuclear polyadenylation-dependent rRNA catabolic process; U5 snRNA 3'-end processing; nuclear mRNA surveillance
Cellular component (GO): cytoplasmic exosome (RNase complex); nuclear exosome (RNase complex)
Source: RefSeq, a predicted model, not a curated record
CUACAUUGCAGUUCACUUCAGGUGUUGAGUGCAGCUUUUUGGUUUCCGCCCCUGAGCACGAAGUGUGUUUGAAACAUGGCAACUAUACAGGUUAGCGAGGCGGAGAGAAUGUAUAUUAUACACGGAGUGCGGGAUGAUUUCCGAGUGGACGGGCGAGGCUGUGAGGACUACAGACGCAUGGAGAUUGAGACGGAUGUUGUGUCCAACACUGAUGGAUCUGCCAAAGUCAGCCUGGGACAGACGGACGUUCUGGUGGGAAUUAAAGCCGAGAUCGGGAGGCCGAAGCCCUCGGCACCAGACGAGGGAUAUCUGGAGUUCUUUGUUGACUGCUCAGCCAACGCCACGCCGGAGUUUGAAGGUCGCGGAGGUGAGGAGCUGGGGGUGGAGCUGAGCAACAAGCUGUAUAAAGUCUUUAAUAACAGACACAGUCUGGACCUGCGCAGCCUCUGUAUCUGCCCCGGAGAGCACUGCUGGGUUCUGUAUGUGGACGUGCUGCUUCUCCAGUGUGAUGGGAACUUGUUCGACGCCAUAUCCAUCGCCAUCAAAGCAGCUCUUUUCAGCACACGGCUUCCCAGAGUUCACAUCUCGGAGGAUGAGGAAGGAGGAAAGGAGAUUGAGUUGUCUGAUGACCCGUAUGACUGCAUGCGCCUCAACGUGGAAAACGUCCCUUGCAUCGUGACCCUGUGCAAGAUCGGCCACAGGCACGUAGUGGACGCGACCCUGCAGGAGAAAGCCUGCUCCGUGGCCAGUCUGUUGAUUUCAGUCACCCAGAAAGGAACAGUGACGUGUGUACGCAAGCUCGGAGGGGGCAGUCUGGACCCGGACAGUAUCUUCGAAAUGACAGAGACGGGAAAGCGAGUGGGGAAGAUGCUUCAUGGACCUUUGAUGGAGCUGCUGCAAAAAGAAGAGGGUCUCGGAAAAGAGAGAACAAGAGUGGGCUUCUUGGCAUAGCAACAUACGCACAAACACACACACACUCUCUAAUCUCAAAUAAAUAUGUUUUUCCAAUUUU